Molecule: messenger RNA, 2630 nt
Organism: Tyto alba (common barn owl)
Lineage: Eukaryota; Metazoa; Chordata; Aves; Strigiformes; Tytonidae
Gene: NMUR1
Product: neuromedin U receptor 1
Exons: 4
Coding region: 420-1715 (431 amino acids)
Biological process (GO): G protein-coupled receptor signaling pathway
Cellular component (GO): plasma membrane
Molecular function (GO): neuromedin U receptor activity
Source: RefSeq, a predicted model, not a curated record
CCAACCGACUGCCAUCCUGCUGGAGUGGGGAACUGGACCAACUGGAUCAGCUCCACUUGUGAGGUGUGGGUUUGGGGUUAUCCUCAGUGCUUGCAGAACAUCUUUUUGGCAGUGCUGCUUUACAAACAAGGAGCCAGCCCCCGGCAGAAGUUGGGUCUCAGCACCGAGCUUUGCUUGCCCAGCAGUGGGAGAGAAGCCCUCGGCACCCCCCAGCUCACCCGCCAGCCUCUCUGCUGACAGAGGAUAAGGGGGAGAAGGUGGAUAAGGGCAGGAAGCUUCUCUGAGAUCCAAAGGAAGAGCAGCAGGAGGAUUUUAUUAACCUGCCUCUUAAGGCAGUGAAGUCUCCAUCCCCUCCCAACCCCAUCCAGGACAGGGGUGGUGAGACCUAUUCCUGCAUCUGGAGCUUUCCAACAAGCUCCAUGAAUCCCUACAUCAACUGCUCCAGCCCCAGGUUCCCCCUGCCCCAGGAAGACUUUCCCGUGGAGCCCAUCAGCCCUGAUUUCUGCAACAGGACUCACUCAGAGACCUUGUUUGACCUCAAGGAUGCCAACCUGACAGAGGAACAGCUGCGGGAUAAGUACCUGGGACCUCGACGGUCCAGCUUCUUUGUCCCUGUCUGUGUCAUCUACCUGUUGAUCUUUGUGGUGGGAGCCGUGGGCAACACGCUCACAUGCAUCGUCAUCCUCCGGCACCGGUUCAUGAGGACACCCACCAACUACUACCUGUUCAGCCUGGCCGUGUCCGACCUGCUGGUGCUGCUGCUGGGGAUGCCGCUGGAGCUGUACGACAUGUGGAGCAACUACCCCUUCCUGCUGGGCGCCAGCGGCUGCUAUUUCAAGACGUUGCUCUUUGAGGCCGUCUGCUUCGCCUCCAUCCUCAACGUCACGGCGCUGAGCGUGGAGCGCUACAUUGCCGUGGUGCACCCACUCAAGGCCAAGUACGUAGUGACCAGGAACCAUGCCAAGAGGGUCAUCGUCACCAUCUGGAUCUUGUCGGUUAUCUGCUCCAUCCCCAACACCAGCCUCCAUGGGCUGCAGCCUCUCUACGUGCCUGGCCGGGGGAGGGUGCCCAAUUCGGAGAUCUGCACCCUGGUGAAGCCACGCUUGACCUACAACCUCGUCAUCCAGAUUACCACCAUCAUCUUCUUCUUCCUGCCCAUGGGGACCAUCAGCGUCCUCUACUUGCUUAUUGGCCUGCAGCUCAAGAAAGAAAAGAUGCUGGAGGCCUUGGGAGCCAAGUCUGGCAGCGGCCACGACUGUCGCAACUCUCGCGGGCAGAAGAAAGUCAAGAGGAGGCAGGUCACGAAGAUGCUGUUUGUGCUAGUGGUGGUGUUCGGGAUCUGCUGGGCCCCCUUCCACACCGACCGCCUUGUCUGGAGCUUCGUCUCCACCUGGACCAGCCACAUGCUCCACAUGUUCCAGUACAUCCACAUCAUCUCGGGCGUCUUCUUCUACCUGAGCUCGGCGGUCAACCCCAUCCUGUACAACCUGAUGUCCACCCGCUUCCGGGAGAUGUUCAAGGAGGUGAUGUGCCACCGUGGCCACCACCUGCCACGGUCACGGAAAUACUCACCCAGCAUCACCCACACCACCACCCGCAGCACCGAGUGCGAGCCCAUGCCUGGUGCCAACGGGCUGCCCCUCUCCGAUGCCGAGUACGAGCUGGAGGAGGUGGAGGGGGGCCAGGCCACCACCCACGCAAUGUCCUUCUGCUGAAGAGUGGGAGGACACAGCGGGACUGGGACCAGCUUUCCCCACCACCAGCAUCCAUCUGACUGUGGCACCCAUCCCGUGGUGGGGAGAGGGACAGGAGAGAUGGAGGAGUCCCCACCUCUCUGCCGUCCCGCUGGGAUGUGAAGGCUGGUUUUCUCGGCAGCGCUACUCUGGGGACGUGGCGGCGGUGGCCAUGCUGUGCCCUGGAUGUGUUGCACCCACUGCGCUCAGCACUGGGGCUGGCCAAGGCCAGGGCAUCCCUCGUGGUGUGGAGACAGCUGACUUCUAUGGCAGGGAUAUGCUAGCAAUCCCCAAAAACAUCCCAUCCCUCCCAGCCCAGCGGCAUGAGCCCACGGGUGUCAGGCACCCUGGGCUGUUUAGAGACACCGUGCUGGAUGGGUGCCCAGAGAGGUGCUCACACCUGGGCUGAGACCCACGGGGACAGAGAGGUUUGAACAGCAUGGAGUGAGAAGAAAAAGGUCUGUGGGUGCCUUCUCCCUUGAGAUGUCCCCAGGGCCCUCUGGCACUGAUGUGCCCCUGCUUUCCUUGCACAUCCCUUCAGUAGUGCCAGCCGGUGUCUGGCCGUAUGGUGCCAAUAUGGAUCCUUGAUCCCACCCCAGUCCCCCAGCAAGGGAAGGAACACGGCUGCUCCCUCCAGAGCUGGAGCCUGCAGGGGGGAAAUACAGGACAACGGGAGCCCCAGCCUCCCUGCAGCACUGGGGCACAGCUCCGCACCUUCCCCCUGCCCCACAAAUGUGCCCCGAUCUCCCCACCUCCAAUGUGCUGCUGGUGGGUGCUACCCUCCUCUUCCUCAGCUUGCGUGGAACCCUGCACCCCGGGGAAUGUGGGGAGCCCUCCUCCAUCCCUGCCCUGCAUGGGCUGAGCCUCACUGAGAAUUAAAAAGAGUCGUUGGCCUGA